Molecule: messenger RNA, 1687 nt
Organism: Chelonoidis abingdonii (Abingdon island giant tortoise)
Lineage: Eukaryota; Metazoa; Chordata; Testudines; Testudinidae
Gene: ANKRD37
Product: ankyrin repeat domain 37
Cellular component (GO): cytoplasm
Molecular function (GO): protein binding
Source: RefSeq, a predicted model, not a curated record
CCUGGGCUGCCCCGCCCUCCUUUGCGCUGUACACUGAAACACAUGCUAGGAGAGCCAGCCCAGGACUCCUGGAGAAAGCAUCAGACGGAGCCAAUCACCGCGCAAGAAGGCGGGUUGACUUGCAUGUGCUCCUGUUUGUGUACGUGCAGGAGCUGGUUCUCGGCAGAGUGGGAGGGAAGUUGAGUACGGAGGUUCCCUUUUAGCGCUUGCACGGUGUUAGACGUGUUACAUGCACUAGGCAAAAUCGUGGACGGGCGUGCUGGGCUUCUCCUCUAUUCUCCCCACCGUAGCAGCCUCCCAGAACAUUGGGAGUAAGUAGUCCUCAGCCGAAAAGAAACAAUGUGGAUGAUGCUGGAUUGCAGCUCAGAGUCUGACGGCUUGAGCCUCCUGCUUGAGGCGGGGACUGGGGUGAAUGCACCCGCAGAUGCGUUUGGUCAGUCCCCAGCUCACUUGGCUGCUUGUGGAGGACAAGCUUUUUUCCUACUCUGGCAACUGCAAACAGGCGCUGAUCUGAACCAACAGGAUUGCCAUGGAGAAGCUCCUAUUCAUAAGGCAGCUAAAGUUGGGAGCUUGGAGUGUCUUGCUCUACUCGUUGCCAGUGAUGCCAGAAUAGAUUUGUGCAAUAAUGAUGGACAAACAGCAGAAGAUCUUGCAUGGGCUUUUGGAUUUCUGGAAUGUGCCAAGUUCCUCACAACUGCUAAACAUACUCAAAAUAUGAAGCUAAAAGAACAAUCUAGCUGUUCACUUAAGGACAAUUGUGGUUUGCCAAGAGAGGCUUCAUCUGGACAGAAACGAGCAUGUGGAAUUAUGGGACCCACAAACAGAAAGAGGAGGAGAUCAGAUGAUAUCACGUCUUAGACUGCAAGUGGGAAAGCCUGUAACCCUGAAAAGAAUCUGUAAGAAGAAUCUGAAAUCUGCAAAAACAACAUUAUUGGUCUAUGAACUAAGCAGCCCAAUAUUUGAUGUCUGUUGUUUCCUUCUGAGAAGGAGAAAUCCUUGGUUACUUUUGCUUCUCGAAGAAGACAUUUUUCUAGAAUACUUGUAUUCACACAGGUGUGUGUGUGUGUGUGUGUUCAAUUGUAGACUAUGUAUAAUAGGGCAGUCUUCUCCAGUAAAUAGCAAAACAAAGUCGAUACUUAGCACAUACAGUGUUUCUCUCUGGCUCAUUCCAUCCAAAGUGCUGUAGGAGAUUAACAUCUUAAGUGGCAUUCCCUGCCUAUCAUGUUGUUGUGUGAUAUUACUGGCUGCUGUCAAACAAACAAAGAGUUACCACACUUCACAACAGAGAGGGCUCUACGGAGCCCUAAGGAUAGUUUGGGGCAGUUUAAAGUCACACAUUUAAUUCUGCACAUCUUACCAAUGAGCCAUCUUUGCUUUUAAGAGCAAGAGCUGCUUACAUGAGUAAACUUAAAGGACUACCCCUAAAUUUGUAAAGCACUUCAGGAGCCUUCAGAAAGCAAAAAGACGUUACAAAUAUUAGAUUACCUUUAUCUCAGUUGCCAAAAUUAAGGUAAACUCCUUUAAUUAAAACUUGUCUAUAUAAGAAUGCAGUUGAAUGUGAUUUACUCUUCUUCCAUUUUUGAUGAUUUUAUUUAAAAAGACAUUUUAUACUUAAAUUGCUGUGUAAAGAAUUCAACUAGCAUUUUUAUUUCAGCUACUAUUGACAAAAUACCAUUUAAAUUAAAAA